This is a messenger RNA of Necator americanus (New World hookworm), 237 nucleotides long. RefSeq lists its product as uncharacterized. The transcript has a single exon. Bases 1 to 237 code for a protein of 78 amino acids. NCBI's taxonomy places the organism in Eukaryota, Metazoa, Nematoda, Chromadorea, Rhabditida, Ancylostomatidae. The record is from RefSeq and is a predicted model, not a curated record.
AUGGAUAUCAUCGGCGAUGAAUAUGAUAAGGUUGUGGGACGUCUUCACGAUUGUACAACCGAAGCGGAGAGUUUUAAGAUCACUACGGGACAUCUGUCUUCGGAAUCUCCACAGCUGAUACGUCAAUGUGGAGCUGCAAUGGCCGCAGGCAAAACCACAAACUCACGUACGAGCUCGCAACUAUCGUCCAAUCUACUUACUGCUGUCUGCUCAUCUACAAGCUCCUCACGAGAGUAA